This is a messenger RNA of Aphanomyces astaci, 816 nucleotides long. RefSeq lists its product as hypothetical. The coding region runs from base 1 to 816 and encodes 271 amino acids. The record is from RefSeq and is a predicted model, not a curated record. Lineage: Eukaryota; Oomycota; Saprolegniomycetes; Saprolegniales; Verrucalvaceae. The transcript has 9 exons.
AUGACGUGCAUAAAGGACGAGCCGCCGGUACUGGACAUCGUCCAGGAGGAGGCAAUGCUGGCAAAGAUGCAAGAUGUUGAAGACAGAGAGAUUGUCCGGCUGACGCGAGAACUGGAAGCCUGCAAGGACGAGAUUGGAUCCUUGACACAAGACUGCGUGGAAAUGGGAUCGGGAGAAAUGCAAUGCCAACGAACGCACCAGGAAAUGCUAGCCGAAAUGCGCAUCAUCGAACAACAGAUUGACACCCUUACCACUCAACUCGCCAUGGCACCGUCUUUAGCGUGUAUGACCGAUGUGGAAACGUUUGCGGGAGCGAUUGUAGAGUUCACGAAUCGGCCUAAACAACUUCACCAGGAGCUCACAGCGAUCAAGCGGCGCAAACACGAUUUGCAACAACAAAUUCUAGUGCAACAAAAGAAUAUCCAUGCGCUGGAAAAGUUGAGCGCUGGCCAAGCGAGUCGCGUGGACACGUUGGAACGAGACAUUGCGGAUUUCGAAGGCAUCCUUCACGACACUGAAGAGGGAACGCACCAUUUGCGGCAAUCGUAUCAAGUGCUCAUGCAUCAAAUUCAUCGGCACAGGGAACAGGUAUCAAAACCGAGUAAAGAAAAGCAUCGAAAUCAAGCGACGAAUCCCCCACGCCACCCGCCUGUGCGCACAUCGACCGAAUCCCUGCCAGCCACCGAAACCCCAGUCGGCAAACCUCGUCGCGACAGCAAAGCUGCGCCCAUUCAAACGGCGGCCGACCUCAUCCAGUCGUUUCAAAAACGUCGGUAUACGUCGUCCAAACGCCAAAAAACAUUGCUCGAAUAUUGA